This is a messenger RNA of Zingiber officinale, 1143 nucleotides long. Its product is annotated as NAC domain-containing protein 2-like. Gene Ontology annotation, molecular function: DNA binding. Gene Ontology annotation, biological process: regulation of DNA-templated transcription. The transcript has 3 exons. The record is from RefSeq and is a predicted model, not a curated record. Lineage: Eukaryota; Viridiplantae; Streptophyta; Magnoliopsida; Zingiberales; Zingiberaceae. Bases 152 to 886 code for a protein of 244 amino acids.
UCAAGUCGUUUGUAUAAAUUCUCUCAAGUCCAACACUACGGCGAGCCUCGGUGGCGGCGCCGCCGAGAGUUGGACCUUUCAGAGCCACCUUCUCACUGUCGCCACAGGGUAUUUAAACUGCGCUGGUUGUCUGUUUGCUGUAAACCAGGCCAUGGCGAGGAAGAGAGACGCCGAGGCCGAGCUGAACCUGCCGCCCGGCUUUCGGUUCCACCCCACCGACGAGGAGCUCGUCGUCCACUACCUCUGCCCCAAGGCCGCCGGUCAACGCCUCCAGGUACCCAUCAUCGCCGAGAUCGACCUCUACAAGUUUGACCCCUGGGACCUUCCAGAGAUGGCGUUGUUCGGGAGCAAGGAGUGGUACUUUUUCACGCCUAGAGACCGCAAGUACCCCAACGGCUGUCGGCCAAACAGAGCCACCGGAAGUGGGCACUGGAAAGCCACAGGCGCCGAUAAACCGAUCACCCCGCGGGGCAGUGCCCAGCCGCUGGGGAUCAAGAAAGCGCUCGUGUUCUACCAUGGAAAGGCGCCGAGGGAAGUCAAGACGGAUUGGAUCAUGCACGAGUACCGCCUCGCUAACACUGAUAGAUCGUCCAACAAGGGCAGCCUAAGAUUGGAUGAUUGGGUCUUAUGCCAUUUGUACCACAAGAAGAACGUCUGGGAGAAGUUGCAGCAUGAAAAAGAGGCAGCAUCAGCUACGAAAACUACGAAUUUUUCAGGGAUUCAAACAAUUUCCGAGAAGCUUCAGCAGAUUGAUUGCUACAUGAACUUGAAUCAAGAUGGUUUUCGGGGUGCUUUAGCAGCAGAUGGACUUGCUUCAAUUUUCAAUGUAUCAAAUACAGAUCGCAGCUACUUCAGACAGAGCCAACCCUGCUUACCGCCAUACUAGAAUUAAACGAUGAACUAAAGAGGAAUUCAGUAAUAUGAGAUGAUUAAUUUUAAGAAACUGAUCAGUUUGGCCACUGAACUACUUUCUUAUUUUCUGCUAAAAUAAGCAUGCGUUUUGCAGUUUAUUAUUAUCUGCAAAUAUCUGAGUUAUGUAAUGGACACAUUGUUGGCCAACAACAAUUGUAGCAUGCUUGUAACCAAAGCAAUCAGCAAAUGCAAUCGAUAGGCAUCAAAGUGCCAGUCUAAAUCAUUGGAACA